CUUCAAAAGUCCGUCGAUCGAAUGUCAACACCGCAAGUGUAUAACUACAAGACUUGUUGGCCCAUGCCAUCACCUUGUACCUGCGAAUGCUAAUAUGUUGUGCAAAUCUUGGGUUAGCCUCCUGCGACUCACAUCGCUGGAGACUUUUGGAUGGCCGAAGUGAAGAAUGUCGGGCAAACAACCAGAUCUCUCGACGCCAUGGUCGGAAUGGAUGUGGAGCGACAAACAUGGUUGCAAGUAUGCGCAGCGCUACGGACCCGACGGCAAGCUGGAAUAUGAUUUCCUUGAACCCCCUGAGGAGGACGAACCUGAGGAGGACGAGCAUGAGGAGGACCCGGAGACCCCUCAAUACACCCGAGAAUCGACAGUGGAAGAUGCUCAGUUCUAUACAACCAGCCAACCCCCACGGAAUAGGCCAUCCUAUGGUUAUUACGAUGACAACAUUGUCAAAAACGCAUCGCUAGCUGGGGGCUUUCCGAGCAGUUAUUACGAUGACAACAUUGUCAAAAACGCAUCGCUAGCUGGGGGCUUUCCGAGCAGGGGAAGCCAACAUAAUUCACAACCUGGGGAUAUCGGAUCUGCAUAUGAAGACUACGAAUCGAUUGGUGAACCGCCACGGUUCUUCAAAGUAGGACGGGUUCUCGAGGUAAUCUGGGCAGAACCAGCUGGCGAAGACUCAUCGGUAGUGGGCCCAAAUUUCAUGGUGUCCCAACUCGGUGCGAAUGUCUUCACUAAGAAUCGCCGCUUUGUUGUCGUAAGGGAGAUGAGAGGUUGCUGCAUCUGUCUUUCCCUAUUCACAUACAAUGGACAAGGCACCACCAAAGACGGUGUUCGCCCUGAGGACUAUGCUGCUGUCUUCCCUGAUGGCGGCCAGGCACAUACUCUUCCGGGAGAGCGUUUGAGUAAAGACCCUUUUCCCAUAAUCAUUGAGAAUCCCUCUCAGAGACUUCAUCCCAUGUCGCGUCUGAGUUUUGGUCGUGUGUAUACAGUGGAACACAAUGUCAGAGCUAUUAAAAUUGGGAGAAUCCCCGAUGAGCACCAUACCAGACUCACACACUAUCUGGUUCACACCAUUUUUGGUCCUCAAUGGAGAGACAUGUCGAUUGAUUUCAACUCUGACAACCCGCCUCUAGCCCGUAGUAUUCCGCCAGGAAUAAAUACAGGAUAUGCUACUCCAUGGUCGGAGACCUCAACUCCUCGAGUUCCGGCUAGCAGUCAAAGGAUGCCCGCUCAAUACACUACGCCAAGAACAGAUAUCCCUGAAAGAAGCACCUACACUUCACGUCGAUCAGAAAACUUCGAUUCGUUAGACGAUGCUUUUUCUUCUAUUCAUAUCCAGGACUCGAGUGGACAGAUCAAAAAGGCCAGACAACACUUACCGCAGAAAGAAAGUCCUUUGCUUGACGCGAGAUAUAUCCAGAUCGAUGAACGUAAGAAUAAAAGGUUCUGGAAAGUCGGGCGAGUAUUCAAGAUGGUGUGGACAGAGCCAGCUCGUCCAAAUGCGGGUCUGAACAAUGGUCAAUACGAGUCGGUGUGGUUAGGCGAGACGGUAUUCAGCGAGAUCCGUCUGUUCGUUGUUGUCGGUGAGGGUUAUGGUAAUGUUAUAUGCUCACCGAUACACACGUAUUCUGGGCAAGCAACUCUGAAGCCCAAUCUACCCGAUCGACAACAGCACGCCAUUAUUUACACCAGUGCGAGACCGCCGGAAGAACGGUGGCAAUACGACACAAAUGGGAAUGUUGUUCGGGAAGAAUUAACCAAGGACCCCAUCAGAGUCGUGCGCGAUCUCGACGACGAGGAAAGCGACCUAGGGGAUCUUGCGCGAAUCAACUAUGCAAAGAUAUAUACAAUUGAGAAGUAUGUGCGUGUCCUUAAUAUCGGGAAGGUCCACGCAAAUUCCAUGGAAUCACUUUUAGCCUCAUGUCUCUUUGUGAGACCAGCAGAUCAACCUCCUCAAGGACCACGAAAAGCCACAUCCAGCAACAAGUCCAACGAGGAUCGUCGCGAUGAAAGGGGGCAAUAUAGGGGGCAGAGCUCAAGGUCGGGCCAUCACCACAGGAGGAAAUGAAAACGCAGCGAAUACUACGGAAGGGAAUGCCUUAAUUGAGGCUGAAGCCUGAAGGAACUUGUUUACAACAAUCGGGAUGUUUUUGUGGGGCGACUGGAAGGCAUGGAUCGGAGUUAGUAUCACAAUACCCACAAUCUACUAGAUCGAUUUUGAAUGCAUGAAAAAUUUAUCUUCA
Messenger RNA from Mollisia scopiformis, 2243 nucleotides. RefSeq lists its product as uncharacterized. The record is from RefSeq and is a predicted model, not a curated record. The coding region runs from base 167 to 2068 and encodes 633 amino acids. The transcript has 5 exons. NCBI's taxonomy places the organism in Eukaryota, Fungi, Ascomycota, Leotiomycetes, Helotiales, Mollisiaceae.